Messenger RNA from Cooperia oncophora, 303 nucleotides. Lineage: Eukaryota; Metazoa; Nematoda; Chromadorea; Rhabditida; Trichostrongylidae. The record is from the annotation of a GenBank genome assembly.
AUGAUCUGCGCCUGUCCAGCAGACAAGCCAGUUCUGCAAGGGGAUGAGUGCGUACCGCAACAGUUCACAAGAACAGCCACACCUGGAGAAUCAUGUGAUCGAAACACAGUAUGCACCAAGGAGAGCAGUUGUCAAUCCGGUCAAUGUCGCUGUCAAUACGGAUUCAUCGCAGUCUCUGGGAACUGUGUGGCACUCCCAAUGCCGACAACACUCGCAGUGAAGAAUGUUGUGCUGGCGAGACCGCUGGACAGCUGUGACAACGGCGAACAGUGUGAGGGUGGCUCGAGGUACAUUACCAGAUAA